Magnolia sinica is the source of this 969-nucleotide messenger RNA. Its product is annotated as endo-1,3;1,4-beta-D-glucanase-like. The record is from RefSeq and is a predicted model, not a curated record. NCBI's taxonomy places the organism in Eukaryota, Viridiplantae, Streptophyta, Magnoliopsida, Magnoliales, Magnoliaceae. The transcript is spliced from 7 exons. Gene Ontology annotation, molecular function: hydrolase activity. Bases 48 to 770 code for a protein of 240 amino acids.
CCCAUGUUUUAUUUCUCCCGCUCUCUCUUUCUCUCGUGUCAGUGAAAAUGGCAAGCUCUCAGUGCUGUGAAAAUCCUCACACGUUGAGCUCUACAUGCGGUCAGGGGUGCGUAGAAGACGUCGGUGGCCUCAAGGCCUACAUCACCGGCCAUUCCGAUUCCAAGCUUGCUGUUCUCCUCGCUUCCGAUGUUUUCGGAUAUGAAGCACCAAACUUGAGGAAGCUCGCAGACAAAAUUGCAGCGGCUGGGUUCUAUGUGGUGGUCCCUGACUUCUUCUACGGGGAACCAUACGAAACCAAUAAUCCUAAUAGACCCGUUUUGGAGUGGUUAAAAGAUCAUGGAACGGAUAAAGGAACUGAAGCUGCAAAAGCAGUUGUUGCAGCUUUAAAAAGUAAAGGAAUAUCUGCAAUUGGGGCUGUAGGCUUUUGCUGGGGUGCAAAGGUAGUUGUGGAAUUAGGGAAGCACAGUCUCAUCAAUGCAGCAGUGCUUUGUCAUCCUGCCUUGGUCACUGUUGAUGAUAUUAAAGAGGUUAAAACUCACAUUGCCAUACUUCUUGCCGAGAUUGAUGAAAGUAAUACUCCACCAGAGCUGGUGAAACAGUAUGAGGAGGCUUUAUCUGUGAAAGCUGAGGUGGGUGCUUUCAUGAAGAUCUUCCCAGGGACAGAACAUGGAUGGACAGUGAGGUAUGAUGUUGACGAUGAACCAGCUGUGAAGAAGGCGGAAGAAUCGCAUCAGCACAUGUUGGACUGGUUCACAAAAUAUGUCAAGUAAGAGAUGAUACUCCACAUCAUAUGAUUAAGAACAACAUUUGAUACGAUAGCUCUAGCAUGAGUUGUGUGUAUAAUCUGCUUCUGUCUGUAUUAUUAGUGGGACUUGGUGAGUGAUUCUGAUGAGUCUUUGGACGCCGUAGUCAAGGUGUUUGUCAGGUUUGGAUAUUACUUUACAAAUAUCUAUUAUAAAUCAUAAAUCA